AUGGAUAAGGUUUACGAGCAAGCGUUCAACAAGCAGAGGGUGGAGGAACGUAAGAGCAACGAAGGCAAAGAGAAAGAAGACAGCACGGAGGACAGCACCCGAGGGAGUUUGUCUCGUCCCGCACGUGAUUCCAAGAAGAGGAAGGGCCCGCCUUCCGGUGACCAAGGGUACACCUAAAUCUCGCUCGAAGCGCAGAUCUGCAAAUGAACGUUCCGUCCCAUAUCAUGCAUUUUGUGCUCCGCGAUGCAACAGAAUGGACUCAGAAACUAGAGAAAUACAUCCCCCCCGGGGGGAACUCAUGGAAAAACUGGUAUCCCGGGGGGAAAUUGAAAUACCCGAGGGAAGUUUUUCUUUUGGUCAAAAACGAUCUACCCCGAGGCCGGUCGCCCCGGUGGUCUAGUGGUAACCUCGUAACCCGCUGGACGCAGAGGUCGUGAGUUCAAAUCCCCAUGGAGUGAGAACCUCGCUGCAUUUGCGGGUGGAAGCGAAAUAUAGUUGAAAAGCUCUCGUGAGUACCUGACAUCGACGUUAGCACCGUUGACGAGGGAAAGGGAUGGGGGGACCCUUCUCGCGAUAAAAUGACAACUCAGCACGCACUGCACGAGGAAGGUGGGGCAUGAAAAGAAAUAAAAAGAAGAGAAAAGCCCUGGUGUUUACCCCCUCCUGUGCGACCCUGAAUGGUUGUAGUUGUACGAAAAAAUACACUGGGAAGUGUAGUAUCGCUGAAAAAGUGUAGCACACGUCUCACCACGAAAAUGGGGGGACUGUCGCCAUAAUAAAUAGGACGAAAACACACACAACACACACACAAAGAGAGUGGGGGAAGCGGCGGUGGGGGGGAAUAAACCGCGACCGGGAACUGCUGUAGAAGCGAGUAGGGCGGCCGAGGCAGCGCUUGUGGCGAACUAUGUACCCGGGUGAUGUUUUUGCGCCCUGUUUCCCUCCCUGCUGUAUGCUAUGCUCCUUUAUGUAUGUCCCUUGCAUUGCCUUCGGCCUCUGUGCUGUGUUUCUUUUUUUUCAUGUCCUCCCUGACUACUCUGCUUUGUUGGGUACCUUGAUAUCGCUAUUGCUGUUGCCUUUGUUUUUGUACAUCUGGCUGUCUACCCAUCUGCCGCCUCUUUGUCCUGUUUGCUCCGUUACUCCCAUGCCCUGGUGCGUAGUGCCUGGUGCUGGUACGUUACCCUUUGAUUUUUUAUUUAGGCGGGCGGGUGUGGGAAACGUCCUCCUUUGAUUUUGUUUUUGUUUUAUUUUGAUCGGUUUCCGAGGGCUCUUUUCUCGAACGGUCGGUGCGGUACCUGUUCUUUCUUUCUUCAUCAUUUUGUUU
Messenger RNA from Ectocarpus sp. CCAP 1310/34, 1324 nucleotides. The record is from the annotation of a GenBank genome assembly. NCBI's taxonomy places the organism in Eukaryota, Phaeophyceae, Ectocarpales, Ectocarpaceae.